Molecule: messenger RNA, 2166 nt
Organism: Antechinus flavipes (yellow-footed antechinus)
Lineage: Eukaryota; Metazoa; Chordata; Mammalia; Dasyuromorphia; Dasyuridae
Gene: OMA1
Product: OMA1 zinc metallopeptidase
Exons: 10
Coding region: 341-1927 (528 amino acids)
Biological process (GO): protein quality control for misfolded or incompletely synthesized proteins; mitochondrial protein processing
Cellular component (GO): mitochondrial inner membrane
Molecular function (GO): metalloendopeptidase activity
Source: RefSeq, a predicted model, not a curated record
CGGCACCUGGGGCCGCGAGGCCAAAACCUGGGCCCUACGGGGAGGGCGGGUUUGCGCCUGCGCGCGGGACUUUCCGAACCGGGGACUUCGGGCCAGAACAACUCACAAAGGAGUCUGCUUAGGUGUGGAGGGGUGGUGACCUGUAUCAGUGGAAACGCCUCUGAGAGAUGCGCAUCCUGAAGCCUUGACGGUGUCCAUGAAGCAUGUGGGAGAACGGACAUCUCCCAUUCCUCUGGCUUCUGUAUCAUCCUCCUUCCUGAGCUCCUUUAGCAGGACUUCGUGUGACGUCACGUUUUGUUGUUUUGGCUGAUUGUUUCAGGGUAAUCAAGCAAAAGAAAAAAUGAACACCAUCUGUGGCCUACAGUCUGCUAGUAGAAACUGUGUUUUCUUUAGGUUAACAUCACUGACUGAUUGGAAAAACUCUUUCAGAGCAUAUUGGUCUUUUCCUUCAAAGAAUCAUCAUCAGGUACUGGUGAAUUGUAUGGGGGACAAAUGCCAAGGAAAAAGCCUGAGGAAGAACUGUGUAUCGAGAGGAAGUUCUCUCUUUGCUAGGACCUAUAAUAACAGCCAGAGAUGGCUUUUAAGUGGCUGGAGCAGAGAAACUUGGAAGAGGAUGAGCAGCUGCUCUGGGUGGCCCUACUUCUCUUGGAGGCAGGGCUCCACAGAGAGAGGCACUGUCCUGGCUCUCUCAGGAUUUGAACCUGGGAAGUUGUUUCCUGUGAAAGGGAUGAACGAUGUCAACAGCUUCCACACGUCAUCGAGGCUUCGGGCUGCACCUGUUCCUCUUCUCUGGAUCAUUCUUAAGCCAAUACAGAAACUUCUUGCAAUCAUUAUUGGCAGGGGCAUAAGAAAAUGGUGGCAGACCCUUCCUCCCAACAAGAAAGAGCUUUUUAAAGAAAGUGUAAAGAAGAAUAAAGGGAAGUUAUUCCUGGGCUUAAGUAGUUUGGGAGUAUUAUUUAUUGUCUUUUAUUUUACUCACCUGGAAGAGAGUCCUGUCACAGGACGGAAAAAGUUACUAGUGUUGGGGAAAGAACAAUUCAUGAUGUUAUCACAAAUGGAGUAUGAUACAUGGAUGGAAGAAUUUAAAAAUGACCUGCUGACUGAGAAAGAUCCCAGGUACCUGGCGGUGAAGAAAGUUUUACAGCAUCUGGUAGAGAGCAACAAAGACAUCCCGGGCAUCUCAGAGUUCAAAUGGAUUAUUCAUGUAGUAGAUAAGCCCAGCAUAAAUGCCUUUGUUCUUCCUAACGGGCAGGUGUUUGUUUUUACUGGGCUUCUUGAGGCGGUCACUGAUAUUCACCAGUUGACUUUCCUUUUGGGCCAUGAGAUCGCUCACGCGGUGCUUGGACAUGCUGCAGAGAAGGCCAGCCUGGUUCACUUGUGGGACUUCCUGGGCCUGAUUAUCCUCGCGAUGAUUUGGGCCGUCUGUCCUCGAGAUAGUUUGGCGGUUUUGGCUCAGUGGAUCCAGUCUAAACUGAAGGAGUAUGUGUUUGAUAGACCCUAUAGUCGCACCCUGGAGGUGGAAGCUGACAAAGUCGGGCUGCAGUUUGCCGCAAAGGCUUGUGUGGAUGUCAGAGCGAGCGCAGUGUUUUGGCAACAGUUGGAGUUUGCAGAUAAGAUUUUGGGGGACCCUAAGUUACCAGAAUGGCUGUCAACACAUCCCUCUCAUGAGAACCGAGCUGAGCACUUGGACCGACUUAUACCUCAGGCCAUUAAAAUCAGAGAGAGUUGUAACUGCCCACCGCUUUCUGGACCAGAUCCUCGGACGCUUUUCAGGCUUAGGGUGAAGCAUCUUAUGGAAGUGACAGAGGAAGAAGACCAGAAUACCACUGGAGCGUUAGUUAAAAAGCAUAAAUUGGACUCUCUUCCAAUUCAGAAAAAAGAGACAAUUCCAUUAACAUUUAUGGUUGACAAAAGAACUGGCAGUUGAUAAAAGUUUUAUGUGAGAGCCUGUAUGAAGAACAUAGCAAUAUUUGUUUUCAUAUAUCAUUAUUUUAAAAAAAUCAGUAUAAAAUGCAAAAAAAAAAAAAGACUCUACUAGUUUAAAUCAUGUGGACUCCUAGCAUUAUUAAAAAUCCUUUAAUAGAUAUUGAAACUUUUGUUCCUGAAUCUUAAAAAUAUUUGAUUCUAUUUUUAAUACCUUCAAUAAAGAAAACAUAUCUAAAGAUA